GGCAGCGGAACGCGGGAGCAGGGCGCGGGCCGCCGGGGGAAGGCGCAGCCGCCGCACCGCUCCCCCCGGUCACCUUCGGCGGGCGGCAGCCAUGGCGUUCCUGCCCGACGAGUCGCGUUCGCUGCCGCCGCCGCCGCUCCUCAACAAGGGCUCAGUGUGGCUCGGGUUCGCGGGGUGGCUGGCAGCGCUGCUGGACAACGCCUUUAACCAGCGCCCCGUCUUGCGAGCAGGCGUUCACCGGCAGGUCCUGUUUGCUACCCUGGGCUGCUUUGUUGGCUACCAGCUUGUGAAACGCGCCGAGUACGUGCAUGCCAAGGUGGACAGAGAGAUGUUUGAGUACAUCAGGCACCACCCGGUGGACUUCCACUCUGCAACAGAAAAGAAAAGAAUAGGGCAGCUCCUGGAGGAUUUCCAGCCGAUUCGUUGAGGAUUUCUCCAGUGGCAACACAUCACAGGAUGAAUUCCUGUCAUCCUGAGAACUUCAGCAAGGUGGCUGCAACUGUUGAACCGUCCAUGGCUUAAAAGAUGAAACUUUACUCACUUUGAUGUAAUAAAAGCUUGGUUAAAUAGUUA
Sturnus vulgaris (Common starling) is the source of this 573-nucleotide messenger RNA. RefSeq names its product NADH:ubiquinone oxidoreductase subunit C2 (gene NDUFC2). The record is from RefSeq and is a predicted model, not a curated record. Lineage: Eukaryota; Metazoa; Chordata; Aves; Passeriformes; Sturnidae. Gene Ontology annotation, cellular component: mitochondrial inner membrane; respiratory chain complex I. Gene Ontology annotation, biological process: mitochondrial electron transport, NADH to ubiquinone.